Molecule: messenger RNA, 1278 nt
Organism: Saccostrea cuccullata (small rock oyster)
Lineage: Eukaryota; Metazoa; Mollusca; Bivalvia; Ostreida; Ostreidae
Exons: 4
Coding region: 111-1178 (355 amino acids)
Molecular function (GO): scavenger receptor activity
Source: RefSeq, a predicted model, not a curated record
UCGAGAAUGAUCAUGAAUGUGUGUUAAAAUUUUCUCCUUCCUGGGCAACAAACUGUAUUAUAACCUAAAAGGUGUUUCUUUAUAAACAGUGGUUAGAUUCGUCGAAACUGAUGUUGAUAGUUCUUGUUUUCAGUCGGUACGUGUGUCUGCUGGUUGUUCUUAUCACCAUCAAUGGUAACACACAAAGUAAAGGGGACUGUGCCAAUGAUGGCCGAAACGACAAAGAGGAAUGCUGUACAAAUUAUUAUAUGGUCGAGGGAAUCUGCAGAGCCUGCCCUCCAGGAUACUUUGGAGAGCAUUGUGCCAUCGCUUGUCCUUAUCCUUCCUUUGGAGUUACCUGUGGAGACGAGUGUAAAUGUAAAAGAUCUGACUGCAACCAUGAGGUGGGAUGUUUGAGCAAUGGGAUUGUCACAGACGUUUCAGCAUUACAAACAAGUUCAAGUGUACUCAAGUAUAUUUCUGAUAUCGAAUACAGUACAAGCAAUGUUUGGAACAGAUUUAUAACAACAAAUCACGAAUCUGCUUCGAACAGUCCGUUAGAAAACACAUUAUCUACCAUAGUAAUCUUUAUAGUAGGAGGAAUUCUAGCCUUUUUUCUACUUAUAAUCAUCGUCAAUCAAAUCCAUGGAAAAGUGAGCAGAAUGAAGAAAGAAAGGGUGUCUAGAGACUCAAAUAAUCAACAAUCAGGUGGACGUCAUAGUGAAGAAUACUGUGUUAUUGAUGAAAGUCAACUCACUGGUUCACGAUAUCAACACAUAGAAACAAAUAAUUCCUCACAGAUUGAAAAUAAGAGUGAUGAAGGAGACAUUACUGAAAAAUCUCCGGAUCAGCCAUUGCUUCCAACCAGACCUCUCACAAACCCCACCAUGCUUUCCUCCCAGGUCGAGGUGUUCCUCGAUUAUUAUGGUACAGCACAUGGCAAUUCCAUCAGCAGCAAUCCAUCCAGCGAUGGAUCGUACGAGAAACCGGUAAACAAUGUCAGUAAUUACGCAAAAGUAAUUGACACAAAAGACGGAGAGAUUUUAGUCUUUUUAGACAAUAGCUCAGAAUCAUCAGUGAACCAGUCCUCAGACAUUCAGGACUUUAAACGUGAUUUACAUUCAUCAGAGCAUCCUGAAAAUGCACCAAUUGCAAGUCACUCUCAGCAAAACAUUUACCUGGACGUAAUUCAUAAAUGAUAAAUAAAAACUUUAUAACACAGAAAAAAAUGUACACUUUUUAACUUGAAUUUUCAAUGUUCACCAUGGAUUAAACAACUGAUAUGAAAUAUUUUACUUU